AUGAAGAUGCGAACACUCUUCACCCUCGCCCGUGUCGGUGUCCUUACCGCGCUGGCAAUGGCCGUUUCUGCUUUCCCGGCUCCUGAGCCGCAGACUGCUAACCCUUCUAAUAUGCCUUCUGCCUCGGCCAUUCAACCCUCUUUGGCAUUCUCACCCCUACCGCCGCAGGCUUCCCUUGGUCCGCUCCCGCCGCCCGAGUGUGAGCCACGGACUCUUUGUGUUGAGGGAGUCAACAAAUGUGGCAAAUGGGAAGGAUGCUGGGACACCUGCAAGCCCUGGAUGAGCCCGACCGAGCCGGUGUGUGUGCCUUCUUCGACAUUGGUUCCGGCUGUGAACCCCACCGCCGAACCUAUUGCCACGCCUGCCAUAUGUGAGCCCGGCAUCAUGUGUGUCGCUGGCGUCAACGAAUGUGGAGUCACCUACUCUGGAUGCUACGACACUUGCACUCCCUCGCUGGAGCCCACAGCGCCCUCCUGCAUCCCAGUUGUUGAGACUCCAGCCGUUCCUAUAAUCACUUCGGUUGACGCUGGCUCUCUUGUCACACCUGCUGUCACGCCCGUUGUCACUCCUGUUGUAACUCCCAUCUUGACUCCUGUUUUGACCCCUGUCACAACUCCAUCCCCAACUGUUGUCAUCGUCAGCCCGUCGGUCGAUAUCUGCAGCACCAGGACAGUCUGUGUCAACGGAAUCGACGCAUGUGGACAAAAAUAUGGAGGUUGCGUUCUCGACUGCAAACCUUGGGCAAUCACCACGCCCUCGUGUUCCCUCAACAGCCUGGCCCAGAUGACAAUAGUCACUCAGCCGCCUUCCUUUACCACUGCGCUUGCAAACGCGACUCUGCUAGACCCUAUUGUUGAAAACUGCAGCUCGCGAACUGUAUGUUGGGAUGGAACCAACGAGUGCGGUGAGAUGUAUGGAGGAUGCUUUCCUGACUGCACACCUUGGCCAACAUUCUCUAAGCCACCCUGUCCUUCGAUUGAGGUUAAACCUACAACCUUUUCUACAAUUACCUCGCCUCCUGUCAUCAGCGGCACGGGUUUAGUCACCGGUGUCACUGGAACGAAUUGCUUCAAUCGGACAGUAUGCUGGGAGGCAGUCAACAACUGCGGUAUCCCCUAUGGCGGGUAA
This is a messenger RNA of Pyricularia grisea, 1128 nucleotides long. RefSeq lists its product as uncharacterized. The record is from RefSeq and is a predicted model, not a curated record. NCBI's taxonomy places the organism in Eukaryota, Fungi, Ascomycota, Sordariomycetes, Magnaporthales, Pyriculariaceae. The coding region runs from base 1 to 1128 and encodes 375 amino acids. The transcript is spliced from 5 exons.